AUGGACUCGUUACCUUUACCCAUAUUAGCCCAGAUAUGUCUGUACGUGGCCCAGCAAGACUUGGCCAGUAUGGCUGCUACAAGCCGUUUUUUGCACCCAAUAGCAAGUGAAGCGUUGUAUAAGAAGGUGCUGGUUGUUUUGGGUGCCCAAAGGCCACUCCUAAAGGAAGAUGAGGGUAUUAAGAGAGACGUUUCUAGUGGCGGUAAUGGCUCUUUUGUUUUCAGUCUGAGUGGUUGUGCAAGCUUGCUUAGGACCCUUGACGAGCGGCUCAAGGCUGAUCUAGUGGAAGACUUCUGUUUCGUUUCUUGUGAUAACGGUAUGGAAGAUGUUCAGAGACGGUUUAGAGAUGUUCUUACUGGUCUGACUCGUUUGAGAGCGUUUCAUAUGGAACCAGCGCUUCCAGAGACUGUUGGUGGAGACCUUACCCACCGUACGGUCAGGUCUAUGGACCUGCUUGAGAAAGCCAUGCUGGAAUGUUGCUGCAAUGUUUCAGUUGACUUGGAAGAGUCUGCUGAAGCUAAGAAGGCCGUGACGCUUCCUAUUUCACACACACUCUGUCAUUUACGCUGCAACCUGGAGAGUUCCCAAGGCCUCCAGGUGCUUGAUCUGCUUGGAGAGCCUGAAGAUAGAUUACAGUUAGACACGCUCUCCAUCUCGCAUUUGCAUCAGGACGGCAACGAUCCGCUUCACUUUUCAAGCGUCGCUGCCGCUAUAGAUAUACCCCAUCUUUCGAAACUUGUGCUUAAUGUUGACUGUCACGAGCUCAACUGCUCAUGUUACAGUGUCUUUUUCGAUAGAUUCGCUUCGUUCGUGGCAGAAAAUGGCGGCUUGCCAAAUUUGACUGCCAUUGAAAUCGAAGCUUUCCCUCAGGAGGACUGGCUCCGCCCAGUGGAGAUGCUCGAGCGGGUCCUCGAGCCUGUAAGCAACUUCUUAAGACAGCUCACAGGCCUUACAGCAUUAAAACUUGAUCUUCAGACACCUAGUCUUAAGAUGACUGGCGACAGUGAGAAUUCUAUUUCUGACGCCAAUAAAAUCAAUAGACGUCUUGUGGACGCAUUUUUCCUUUCGAUGUUCAAGACGCCAGACUUUGGCCAUAGAAUUAAGAAGCUCGAGCUUCCAGACUUUCUUGCAUCGUUUGCAUACUACAAACCAGACUUUUUUGGGUCUAUGUUACACACUUGUUCAUGUCAUGGCUGUGAGAGUAUCAUUAAACAGCUAUCCGAAGGUGUUAUUGCAGAUAUUAUCAAGGAGGACCCCGAAGAGGUUGACGAAAACGAGGCGUUUUACCUUGUGAUGUAUGCCAUUCUCCGUAAGCUUCAGAACGAGCAACUCAUUCCUCUCAAGGACAAAUCUACCUAUAGUCAAGCGCUCUUGAAGUCUGAUAACAGUGACUGGCUUACAGAGAACUUUGGUACCUGCACUGUUUCCGAGCUGGCCUUGAAGACAUAUGUGUUGCACCAACUUCGGUCAGUGGAGAGCUACUUUAGCGGGAUCUUCGAGAACAUGACCAGUCUUAACUUGCAUGGAGUUUACUUUGAGAAGGAAGACAGCAUGAGAAGCGUCUUCCAGAAUGAGAACUACUUCUCCGAGUAA
This is a messenger RNA of Candidozyma haemuli, 1593 nucleotides long. Its product is annotated as F-box protein. The transcript has a single exon. The record is from RefSeq and is a predicted model, not a curated record. Gene Ontology annotation, molecular function: protein binding. Lineage: Eukaryota; Fungi; Ascomycota; Pichiomycetes; Serinales; Metschnikowiaceae. The coding region runs from base 1 to 1593 and encodes 530 amino acids.